UUGAGCCAAUAGCUGAGGAGGCUACACUGGAGAGUGUGGGGGAAGUGCCUAGAGUGGAAGAGAGUGUGGCCCCUGAUGGUAGCCAUACUGCAGGUGCAUCGGAGGAAUUCUUGAUUGAACGUGCCGUGAGUCCACUUUCUGAUGGAAAUAUCGCUGAAGAAAUUGUCUGGGACACGGCUGGGGGUGAGGAAGCGGUGGAGGAGCCAAUGGACGUGCAAAGUGGUAACAAAAAUCUUGCUGUGCAUGAAGUGUGUAGUCCGGCUAAAAGAGCUCAACCAUCUACUGUCUUUACUGCUGGGGAUUUGGGGGAGGGGGUUUCUUCAUGUUCCAGCCCUGAGACUCCUGCAAUUUUCAGAGAAGCCGUACAAUCGCCUGACCAAAGCUACUUGGAAAGUGAGAGUGUGGAGAACCUGCAGAACGUUUGUUUCUUCAGCUGCAGUUCUACAGAAUCCUAAUAUGCUUGCAUGGUGUAACAACUUCACCUUUGCAUGUCUCUCAAGAUAGUCUCCCUAAAUGUAAGGGGGUUUUCAUCAGUGGCGAAGAGGGCUGCUGUGCUAGAAUUGAUUUCUGUAUUUUUUCUGAGCAUUUUAGUUUUGGUAGGAUGAGUACUCAGGCCAUUCCUUUUUCUGAUCAUGUUAUUCUUUGUUGGGAAGUCAUGUUAAACAAUACAUUUUCCUUUGGGCGGGGAUUAUGGAAAUUAAAUUUGAAGCUAUUGGAGGAUAAUGAGUGCAGGGAACAAUUUGAGUGCUUAUAUAGAAAGUGGUGUAUGGAGAAAGGGAAUUUUGUUAAUAUACUGGAGUGGUGGGAUUGGGCAAAAGGUAAAAUAGCCAAGUUUUUUAAACGGGAAGGAUAUAAGAAAGGCAGAUUGAGGAGAAAUAUGUACGAUGGGUUAUGUAAUAGGCUGCAAAUGCUGUAUAAACUGGGAAAUGCUGCUGUUGAUGUAGAGGAGGAAAUUAUUAAGGUUAGAAAGGAAGUUCAAAAGACAAUUAAUGAAAGGGGUAAAAGUAUCAUUUAUAGAACCAAGGUUAAGCAUCUUGAUAAUGAUGAGAAAUGCGUUUCUUUUUCAAAAAAAUGUGUCAUAAAAGAAGUGUUUUUGUCAAAAUUCUAAAUAAGGAGGGUGAUGAGGUAUAUGGGGGGGAAAUGCAUAAAUGUAUAAGAGAGUUUUAUGCAGGUUUUGUGGGAGCAGAGAGGAAAUUGACACGGAGUUCUUGAAUAUUAUUGAUAACUGUUUGGACAAGGGGGACAUAGACUUUUUGGCUAAAGAUGUGGAUGUUGGUGAAAUUUUGGUGACGGUGAAGUCGAUGGCCUUAAAUAAAACUGCGGGUAGUGACGGGAUAAUCAGUGAAUUUUAUGGGAAAUACUGGGAUAUAAUUAAGGAGGAGUUUUUGGAAUUGUGUAAAUAUAUUAUGCUGAAUGGAGUGUUGUCUAGGUCAAUGAAGGAAGGGGUUAUUGUUUUAAUCUUCAAAAAGGGGGAUCGGCGGGAUAUUAGAAACUGGCGACCGAUCACAUUAUUAAACUCCGAUUAUAAAAUUCUGGCAAAGAUGGUGGCGAACAGGUUGCGGUGGUUGUGGAGAAGUUAGUUGGUGAAUCCCAAGCGUGUGCGGUGCCUGGGCGGAUAAUUACGGAGAAUUUAAUUUUGUUACAUGAUAUUAUUUCUUAUGUUCAAGAGAGAAAUUGUUCCAUGUUUGUUGCUUCGAUAGAUCUAGAGAAAGCAUACGAUAAGGUCUCACAUAAGUUUCUGUUUGCUGUUUUAAAUAGGAUGGGGGUCCCAGAGAGGUUGCUAAAAGUGAUUAAGGGGUUCUAUUCUGAUAUUGUGAGCAGGUUGUUAGUUAAUGGUUCUUUGGGUGAGAGCUUUAAGGUAUUGUCUGGUGUGAGGCAGGGGGGGCUCCUGUCUCCUAUUGCUUUUAUUUGUAUAAUGGAACCUUUAUUGAGAUUAGUGCAGAAAGAUAAAGUUAUUAGGGGAUUUGAUGUACCGGGGAGUGGGGGGAGGAAGGUUAAAUCUUUAUGUUACAUGGAUGACAUUGUUAUUUUGUGUGAGUCAUAUGGGGCGAUACAUAGGGUGACGUUAUUGCUAAAUGUAUUUUGUUGUGUAUCAAAUAUGAGGGUUAAUUGGAGUAAGUGUAAACUUUGUGUUUUUGGCAAAGAUGUGGAACUAGAGGAGGAUGUGAUAGAGGUAGCAAAGGAUGGAAUGGAGGUGCUAGGGAUCUUUUUUCAUAAGGGAUUGAGUGGGGGAGUGGUGUGGAAUGCUGUGGGUGAGAAAAUUGCAAGAAAAUUGCGUUUUUGGUGCCUGAGAGACUUAUCUUUGGCUGGGAAAGUGAUUGUGGUGAAAACUUGUUGUCUAUUAUUAUUUAUGCAAGUAAUGUAUUCCCUCCGGAUACCAAGUGUGUGCAAAAAAUGAAUAGGCUGAUUUUUGUUUUCUUGUGGGGGUCCCGUAUGGAGAAGUUGAGGAGAGAAAUUGUGUAUAAGCAGCAGAAAAAUGGUGGGUUGGAUUUACCAAAUAUUUGUGUGUUUGUGCAGCUGCAAUAUUGGGGCUGUAUUGUGAGAAUACUAAGUAAGGAUAGCUGCUGUGCUUGUAUGAUUCAGUAUAUGGGCGGGUGGCUGUUUAGGUGGUGGGGAUGGCAGGCUAUAGAGUUAAAUAGACCUGUUCAUUUUGAAGUUCCUAAGUUCUAUUUAUGUCUGAAAGAGUUUAGGGAUACAUAUGAGCUGGAGAAAUUGGGAGUAGAAGAGAAAAAUAAAAAAGUUGUUAAACAAUGGAUAAGGAGGAAUGAGCGGGUAAGUAACAUGGAUGGGUUGAAGUCUGAUGAUUCUCUGAGAUUGUGGAAAAAGUUGCAAAAGUCUGAGUUGGCAAAGCGUCAGCGGGAUGUGGUAUGGAUGUCCCUGCAUAAGUGCUUGCCGACAAGGGAAUUUCUGGGGAAGCGGGGAUUGUGUAGGGCUGCUGUGUGCCCAGUGGGGGGGUACGGUGAUGUUGAGACAGUAGAUCAUUUAUUUUGGGGUUGUGUGUAUGCUCGUGAGGUUAGGGAUGGGCUCAAACCUUUAUUUAGAGAGUUAUGUGGGUUGGAGACUGUUACCUGGGGAACAAUUAUGUUCGGGCUGGGUGUUGCUAACAAAGUGAAAUCAAGAGUAUUAUGGCUGUUGUUAGGCUGUAUUAAAGAAGUCCUAUGGGAUGUUAGGAAUCUAUUAAUAUUUAAAAACCAAGUGAUUGGGAAAGAAAUGUGUUUAAAUAUGAUUUUGGGGAGAUUAUAUGUGUAUUAUUUGAGAGAUGUUUAUCAUUCAAAUGCUACUGAUGCAGAAGGCGUAUGGAAGUAUAAAAAAUGGCGGUUUCUCAUCAAAUAAAUAUGUAUGUUUUUUUUUGACUGAUUUAAUUGUCAUUUAAAUAAAGGUGCCACGAUGAUGUAAA
Messenger RNA from Xenopus tropicalis (tropical clawed frog), 3397 nucleotides. RefSeq lists its product as uncharacterized. The transcript is spliced from 2 exons. Lineage: Eukaryota; Metazoa; Chordata; Amphibia; Anura; Pipidae. Bases 2395 to 3333 code for a protein of 312 amino acids. The record is from RefSeq and is a predicted model, not a curated record.